Molecule: messenger RNA, 519 nt
Organism: Penicillium crustosum
Lineage: Eukaryota; Fungi; Ascomycota; Eurotiomycetes; Eurotiales; Aspergillaceae
Exons: 2
Source: RefSeq, a predicted model, not a curated record
GUAAAUGAGGCACCCGCGGCUUGGCUACACGGCAAAUCCUUCAUCUUUGCUUCUUCUAAACAGACACGUAAAUGUCACACAAAAGAAGCAAAUCCUCCCCAACUUCUUUCCCCACUUCCUCCUUCUCACAGCUCUCAAGAUUCCCUAAAAGUGCAAAGGAUUGCCGACUUGCCCACUAACCAUCCAGUCAUGCCUCAAUGGAUCGGAUCCCUAACUAGUCAGAAUGGUAAUUCUCUGGCUGGUGUAUUCAUGAUUAAUGGUGAGCCAUGGGUAUUCGAAAAGAAUGCUCGAGGCCAACCGGCGGCUCCAUUUCAACAGGCCCCUGCAGUCGUGAAUAUCCCUUGGAAAGAGCUCGACAGUAUCCGCCAGUCACUGCAAAGUUGUGAGCCUUUCACCGCGACUAUUAUGGGCUCUACUAUGGAGAUUGUUUGGUCUAAUGGUGUGAGAAUCACUGCCAAUGUGCCCCAUUGUGACACUUAUGGUUACUUUUCGGGAGAGGGUGGCUGGCGGACGCAGUGA